AUGCAUCAACAGUCCCGCUAUCCUCCGAGGUCCUCCUCACCCGCAAACUCUCCACAGACAAACCCAACCAGGACGAACAACUCUAGGGACGCUUCAGGGACAAGCUCUCGGUCCCGAGCCAGCUCAAGUGCAACCGGUCCCGAUAUCUCUGGCGUCGAGAUGGGCGACUCGGCGUCUGGCCCCAGUCGGGACUCAGUCAAGAAACUGGACCAAAUAGUUCAGGUGCGCAAUAUCAAGCCUAUACUUUCGACCUGUGUGGUCAUUGCACAAUAUAAACUUACACGAAUUGUUUGCCAGAAUUUCUAUAACAAAGCCGCCGUCCUAAUCAUCCAGGCCAGACUCAACACUACUCCAAUAAUUGCAGCCGCUUCAGGCAGAGGCACAAGCAAGACGAACAAAUGGUUUCAAAUAGAGACAGAUGAGAUGGAUGACUUCAGGGAGGAUCUGAGGAUAUGGAGGACCUGCGGCAGCUUUGAAAACAAGCCGCCGCCCAUGAUCAUCGAGACUUAUCUAGACGCAUCAUGUCUGUCCCCUACACAAAGCUUGGUUGUCGUCGGUGAGAACGGUAAGAUGUAUGACGUCCUGGAAGCCCUCAAUUCCAGUGACUCCUCCAGCGACGUCAGCUCUUCCAGUAGGUCUCGCAAACGAAACACUGAGGUCGUCCUUGAAAGAUGGAAGAUCGAACUGAAGUACAGUCAGAACCCUGACGACAUCCCCGACUUUGGCCCCGUGCUGCCCACAAUAUAUAAGAGGGCCAUAGUCUUCUUCAGGUCACUGUUUAGCAUGUUGAGAUUGGUGGCCACAUGGAAGGUCCUGCAAAAGCAGCCGUCUACGGCGAGAGGCGGCCAUUCGGCUUUGCAACUGCACUGCCGCUUCGUCUUCAAAGAGCCAGAUACUGCCGGUGUCGACCUGCUACGACAGCCCCUGAGUCCACAGCACGAUGGGCGGGAUGCUGUGACCGACUACGUUUUUGGUGAUCUUGAGGUCCCAGUCGGGAGGUUUUACGCCUCGGUCACAUCCCGGAACGAGCGCAAUUUUCGCGUCGACGACACUGAUGUCACAGCAGGUUCUCGUUUCAUGGCACACGAUGACAACUUGUUCCAGCCCACACUGCCGCAGAGGCAUUCCGGUCGCAGAGACUCCUUUACGGAAACAGGUAUUGCGAUUCCACGUCGACAUGGGAAGCAGGCGGAGCAGCCAGAGCAGCAAACAUAUGGAAGUUUAUCGACCUUCCAUGGGGCAGGUGCUUUGGGCACCAGCCCUUUGUCCGCCCUCAAGGCAGUCCGGCCUGCCGGCUCUGAUACUGAUUCGCCCGCCAGUUCAGCGCCUGCGAGCGUUGGACCGGACCCUCCACACUCACUACCGAUUGCCGGCCAGUCCUCGCUGAGUCGGCCUUCCAUAAGAGGGACGGACGGCAUAGUACGACGCACCUCGGUGUCGUUUCAGCCGUUCAAAGCAGGCUCGCUCUCCGGUUCACCGAGGCUUCAGGACCUCGACUUACCCGCCUCGCCUAGUUCCUUGGCAAGACAGUCGGCCGCACUUCAUGCUGCGAGACAGCGCAACUCACUGACGUCAGGCAUGGCGGCCUCACUUCGAGGUGGGCCGCCGGUAGAUAUUGCAGGCAGUGCAUCGCCGAAGCCCACCAGCCGAUACAGCAGCAGCUUCACCCAUCGAAGAGGCAAACCUUCAUAUAGCGGCGCAAACAGGGCCGACGAUGACCAAGGCAGCAGCGGAAAGCAGAGCCUGUCGUCGUCGGUUCAGCCCGGCUCGGGGUUUUUGGCCGAGGCCACAGGAACGAGCUCGGGAUCGGUUCAGACAGACGACGAGAACAUUUCGGAGUUUUUGAAGAUUUUAGACAGCAAAAGGACGCUCCAGAGCUUUGAGCCGACGUCGAAGACGACUGAGGCGGCCACUAAGAGGACGGUGGCCCAGCUAUCCAAGUUCCACAUGAUGAGGGAGAGCAACAACGCUUUGACAGAGUCCAUGACUUCGUCAAUUAAUCUUCAGCCAUCCCCAAGCGCGUCUAAUCGUCAAUUGUCAGGUGUGCCCUUGCUGGGGCCUUCGUCCAUGUCGCCAUCCUCAUCGCCCAAGCCAUUAUCACCCCACACGCCCCAUACACCAGCUGUUCCGUCCAGACUGAGCGAAGCCGCUAUUAUCGAGCAUCACACUCAGGCUCAGGAAAUAGCGGACAGGGCAGCGGCAGAAGACGAUCAUGACUUGGGUGUGGAAGCUUCAACAGCCAGGCGAGAGGGCACAACGGCAAUCGAUAUUCCUCUAUCUCCCCGCGUGCUGCAGACAGCAAAUCGUCGAUCCAGUUCUGUUGCACACCAGCACCGAGCUUUGCUCGACAACGAAGAGCCCGUACCUGACUUGCCCUUUGCUGGUAACCGGAGCAUCAGUCUUGGCGCCGACGGCCGAGAGCCUACGAGGCUGACGGGCCUCGGGCUUUCCAGGGGCUCAAGGAGCUCCGGCAAUAGCGCAUCUCUCCGAUCAGCAGACGUUAGACCUGUGGGUGCGCCACGCUCGUCGUCCAUGUCAACAGACCCAGACGAAAAGAACCCUUCUCCAGCAUUGAUCUCGGGCGGGGCGUCUUCAGGGUCGUCAUGGAAGCCUAGGUUCACUGGCAGUCUGGGCAGGGGACAGCAGCAGCAACCGCAACAGCAGCGCCUCACUCCUCCGCAUUCAUCGCGGGGGAGCUUUUCGGGAUCCAACGCGGGCGGGCGGUAUGGCGGUAGUGGCUCGCGGGGUGCAGGCGAUAGUGCCGAGGCGGACGACGAGCCAUUCAUGUUCACCAUGUCGGAGAUUGAACGGCAUGGCCAGGGGCGGACUAGUCUGGACGAGGCCCGGUCAGGCGGUGAAGGAAGCAGUGCCAUCGAGUCUGGGGAGAAGAUCCGAGGUGGUCGUUAUGAAGCUCGUGGAAUCACAAGGCGAGGCUGGUGA
Messenger RNA from Pyricularia pennisetigena, 2940 nucleotides. RefSeq lists its product as uncharacterized. The transcript is spliced from 2 exons. Lineage: Eukaryota; Fungi; Ascomycota; Sordariomycetes; Magnaporthales; Pyriculariaceae. Gene Ontology annotation, cellular component: Atg1/ULK1 kinase complex; cytosol; phagophore assembly site. Gene Ontology annotation, biological process: mitophagy; piecemeal microautophagy of the nucleus; autophagosome assembly. The coding region runs from base 1 to 2940 and encodes 979 amino acids. The record is from RefSeq and is a predicted model, not a curated record.